Messenger RNA from Aspergillus tanneri, 1068 nucleotides. Its product is annotated as velvet factor family protein. The transcript has 4 exons. Bases 1 to 1068 code for a protein of 355 amino acids. NCBI's taxonomy places the organism in Eukaryota, Fungi, Ascomycota, Eurotiomycetes, Eurotiales, Aspergillaceae. The record is from RefSeq and is a predicted model, not a curated record.
AUGGCCAUGUAUACUACUAUCGAGGAAAGAACUCACGCGGCGCCACCCCCACCGCCACCUCUCUCCAUGGAUCGAAUCCCUCCCCCGUCCUCAGCAUAUCCAACCCCUGGGUCUGCGGGUCCGGUACAAUCGUCAAGUCACUUGGUGCCGUUUUCCGGCAUUGAUGAGAACAACCGCACCUGGUCCCUUCAAGUGGUGCAGCAGCCUGUUCGUGCUCGAAUGUGUGGCUUUGGCGACAAGGACCGGAGACCUAUUACACCUCCUCCUUGCAUUCGUCUAAUUGUACGAGACGCGCAGACCGAAAAAGAAAUCGAUAUAAAUGAACUUGAUACUUCCUUCUAUGUUCUGAUGGUAGACCUAUGGAAUUCAGAUGGGACCAGCGAGGUGAAUCUGGUGAAGCAUUCGGCUACGUCACCCUCAAUAUCCACGGCCAUGUCUUCGUCAUACCCACCACCUCCUCAAAAUCCCUAUCCGCAGUAUGCUCAAAACGCCUAUGGCCAGACGGUCCCUUUUCCACCUAUGAACAAUUACUAUGGGGGGAACCCCCAGCUCCAAUACCCCAACGCCUACAGCGCCAACCCACAAGCCCCAUACUACCAGUCAUACUACCCCCCUGGCGGCCAUAUGCCGCCCACGAACAUUUCCCCUGCACAGCCAGUGAGCGCUGGACCGGGAGGCAUGUUCACGCGCAAUCUCAUUGGAAGCUUGAGCGCCAGCGCAUUUCGACUGACGGAUCCGGAGAACAAGAUCGGCGUCUGGUUUAUUCUGCAGGAUUUGAGCGUACGAACAGAAGGAGUUUUUCGUCUUAAAAUGAGUUUUGUCAACGUCGGCACGGAGUCCUCGAAUGGAGUGACCGUGAUCAAUCACGGCUCCCCCAAAAUCCUAGCCUCUGUCUUCUCUGAGCCCUUCCAAGUGUUUUCCGCCAAGAAAUUUCCCGGUGUGAUUGAGAGUACGGCGCUGAGUAAAUGCUUCGCUCUUCAAGGCAUCAAAAUCCCGAUUCGCAAAGAUGGCGUGAAGGGCUCACGAGGGCGUAAUAACGACGAUGAUGACGGGGACGAUUACGACUAA